Messenger RNA from Babjeviella inositovora NRRL Y-12698, 1726 nucleotides. RefSeq lists its product as uncharacterized. Gene Ontology annotation, biological process: autophagy; peptidyl-serine phosphorylation. Gene Ontology annotation, molecular function: ATP binding; protein serine/threonine kinase activity. The transcript has a single exon. The record is from RefSeq and is a predicted model, not a curated record. Bases 135 to 1523 code for a protein of 462 amino acids. NCBI's taxonomy places the organism in Eukaryota, Fungi, Ascomycota, Pichiomycetes, Serinales. Gene Ontology annotation, cellular component: cytoplasm.
ACCUCCAAACCACAAGAUACUCUCCCUCAGUUAGCCCGACCCACUAUCCACCGCAUAUUUUUGUCUUUUUUUUUUAACGUCGUUGAUUUUAUCUCUGUUUUUGAUUUUAUUUGAACUGCAUUUCCUCCUCCACAAUGACAUACGAGACCCCUUCCACCAUCUCCAAGAUUGACGAGUGCACCGCUUACGAAAAAGGUGUCUUACUCAGAAAUAAAUACCGGUUCGUCAAGUCCAUCCAACAAGGCUCGUAUGGUAACGUUUCGUUAGCCCUCGAUACCACAACCAACACUGAGGUCGCUAUCAAGGCCAUGAACAAAUCCGUCCAUGGCGUUACCCCUGUCGCCAGACACGAAGUGUCUAUCUUGUCCAGACUUGGAUACCACCCAAACAUCUGCCAGUUGUUGGAUUCGUUUGAAACUUCCAGCACCACCUACCUUGUGUUGGAAUACUGCAGCGGUGGUGACUUACACGACAGAUUACACUCCCAGGGUGGCUUGUCUUCUUUCACCGUCUACAAGUUAGCUUCGCAAUUGAAGGAAGCUUUGAAUCACUCCCACCAACGUGGCGUUUAUCACCGCGAUAUAAAACCGGAGAACAUCUUGUUUUCUGCUAACGGUGAUGCGAAGUUGGCUGACUGGGGCUUGGCCACAUUGGCCCGUUCGUCCUAUGAUUCUUCGGUUGGCACUGAGAAGUACAUGGCGCCUGAGUGCUUCGUCUCUUCCACCAAAUACGACACUCUUUACGCCGAUUACUGGUCCUUCGGCAUGACCCUUUUGUUCGCCAUAUUUGGCAAGGCUCCGUUCACCAAACCACACCCAAAGGCCGACAAUAACUUCAAGUUAUUCUCCGUGAAGCGUGGUGGUAGCGACAAUAAUGACAUGGACGUCCUCUACGAUAUUUACCCAGACAUGUCUGCCGGGUGCCUUGAAGCCUUGGUUCCUGUCUUGUCUUUAAUUCCGUCGUCGAGAAAUCUUGAAAAGUGCGUCGACUUGUUGAAUGAUAACUGGUCCUGCGGCUUGACCGUGGACGAAGAGUACGAGUUGGAAAUGUGUGAAGCUUAUUCCGACGAGGACGAUAUGUUUGAGAUGGAUGAUGCAGCCUACGACGAUGUGAUUGUCCCAUACACGUCCAAGGAAAUCUCCACUCUUUCUUCGAUCGUGGAUGAUUUUUCUACUUCCACCGCUGCUACUUCUGUCACUUCCAUUGCUAUCCCAAGCACCAAGGAAACGGCUACCGCUCCAGGUAUUGCUCCGUCUCAGUUUGCCUCUCAACCGCCACCUUCCUUGAUUGGCAACUCUUACAUGGGCAAGUCAUGGUCUGACAUUGAGGACGAAGACGAUGAUGAUUUCUUCUUCCAAUUUGAAAGCAUGAGCUUGUCUCAAUCGGCUCAAAAGCCCGCCACUGUUGGCGCUGAACCUGUUGCCGUUAACUGCAAUACCAAGCUGACACCAAGUAUUGCUAUUGGUAGUGCUGUUACUUCUGGCGUCACUGCCAGUGGUGAAAGAAACUUUAACUGGUUUUAAGGUUUCAGUUACGAUGGCUGUCCCCAUAUCUUUCAGCUCCCCCUCUCUAAAGAAAGACACUGCCUGUUUAUCCUACACGACUAAUGAUGUUAAUGACUUCUCUCCUUUAUUUCUCUUUUACUUUCUCUUUUUUUUUUGAUAACUAGGCUUUUAUUUAUGGGGUUUCCCAACAAGCAAUCCUUCCGAAGCCUAAAAAACCCAAA